Molecule: messenger RNA, 2052 nt
Organism: Olea europaea var. sylvestris
Lineage: Eukaryota; Viridiplantae; Streptophyta; Magnoliopsida; Lamiales; Oleaceae
Exons: 4
Coding region: 1-2052 (683 amino acids)
Biological process (GO): DNA integration
Molecular function (GO): nucleic acid binding
Source: RefSeq, a predicted model, not a curated record
AUGGUGAAGGAGGGAAAAGUGUUGGGCCACAGGAUUUCCUCAAAGGGUAUUGAAGUUGACAAAACCAAGAUACAAGUAAUUGAAAAAUUGAAGCCGCCUAAUUCAGUUAAGGGGAUCAAAAGCUUCUUGGGACAUGCAGGGUUUUACAGAAGGUUCAUUCAAGAUUUCUCAAAAAUUACAAAACCUUUGUGUAAUCUAUUGGAGAAAGAUGUGUCAUUUCACUUCUCUAAUGAAUGCUUAAAUGUCUUUAACACUUUGAAAGAGAAGUUAACUUCUGCACCUAUGAUAGUGGCACCUGACUGGGAUCUACCUUUCAAACUUAUGUGUGAUGCUAGUGAGUUUGCAGUGGGAGCGGUGCUUGGCCAACGUAAAGGGAACGUGUUACAUGUCAUCUACUAUGCAAGCAAAACCUUGACAGAUGCUCAGAUAAACUAUGCAACAACUGAAAAAGAGAUGUUAGCAGUGGUCUUUGCCUUCGACAAAUUUCGUUCGUAUCUAAUUGGUUCAAAGGUGAUAGUCUACAUUGAUCAUGCAGCCUUGAAAUAUAUGUUCGAGAAGAAGAAUGCUAAACCUAGGCUGAUUCGAUGGGUUCUAUUACUACAAGAGUUUGACAUUGAAAUUCGUGAAAAAAAAGGUACUGAAAAUCAGGUAGCAGAUCACUUAUCAAGGCUAGAGCAACUACAAGACUCAGAUGAUGUGGAUAUCAAUGAGGUCUUCCCAGAUGAGCAAUUAUUGCUUGUAGAAAAGGCUCCAUGGUAUGCAGACAUUGUUAAUUACUUGGCUAGUGGCUAUUUGGAUCCAGAUCUCACCUACCAGCAGAAGAAGAAGCUAUUCCAUGAAGCGAAAUUAUAUUAUUGGGAUGAUCCAAAUUUAUACAGAAGAGGGGCAAACCAAAAUAUUAGGAGAUGUGUGCCAGAAAAUGAGAUGAAACCCAUCCUGUCAAGGGACUGCCACAGUUUCUACCGGUCAUGUGAUAAAUGUCAAAGAACAGGUAACAUUUCAGCUCGUCAUGAGAUGCCACUUAACAACAUUCCGGAGGUGGAAAUAUUUUAUGUCUGGGGAGUUGAUUUCAUGGGUCCUUUUCCACCAUCUUACAACAAUCGGUACAUCUUAGUGGCAGUGGACUACGUCUCCAAAUGGGUGGAAGCCAAAGCUUUGCCUACAAAUGAUGCAAGGGUAGUGAUGGACUUCAUAAAGAAACACAUCUUUAACCGCUAUGGAUCACUAAGGGCCAUUAUAAGUGAUGGUGGAACUCACUUCCGUAAUUGGUUAUUCCAGGCAGUGCUGAAUAAAUACGGGGUACAACAUCGAAUAGCCACACCAUAUCAUCCUCAAACAAGUGGACAAGUUGAAACUUCUAAUCGACGGCUGAAAAGAAUUAUGGAACUCACGGUGAAUUCAUCUCGAAAAGACUGGUCUAAAAAAUUGGAGGAUGCAUUGUGGGCCUAUCGCACAGCGUACAAGAAGCCAAUUGGAAUGUCACCAUAUCGAAUAGUCUCUGGGAAAGCAUGCCAUCUCCCAGUUGAGUUUGAACACAAAGCAUUUGAUACAUCCUUAGGGUUAGAAGAAAACAUUGAUAAAUAUGUUAAACUAGUUCAGGAUAUAGAAAAUUGUGAUGAAAAUCUCUCUGAAGAUCAACAAGUUGUUGACCUUCUAAACUCUUUAAGUGACAGAUAUAUGGAGAUAAGAAAUGCCUUGGAAUAUGGGGGGCAAGAUCUUACAAUUGACAUAAUAAUCUCUUUCCUAAGAAAUAGGAAACUUGAAUUGAAAGUUGAGUUAAAGGAUUCUAGAUAUGGUGAAGGCUUACACAUAAAAGAAAAACAGAAUCAAAAUAAGAAGAAUGUUAUGUAUAACCUCAACUCCCAUAAAAGAGCUAUUGUCUGCAAAGGAGAACCAGAUAUACAAGGGGCUGUCCUUGUUAAUACCAUCAAUAGAAACCCAAAUGAGUGGGUUUUAGAUUUUGGGUGCACUUUUCACAUGUGCCCCAUUAAAGAUUGGUUCUCUGAUUUUGUUGAUCUGAAUGGGGGGAAGUGCAGAUGUGACAUGACAUGA